AACGCCAAAUAUGCUUCCAAGACCCAUGAAGUCUUCGAGAAAAUCUUCGAAGGCUACAAUAGACAUAUCCGACCCGUACGUAAUCUAUCCACAACCACUGUAGUCUUUAUGGACAAUGGGCUGCGAUCAAUUCUUCAUACCUUCCAGGAUGAAUUAAACCAAGUUCUUAUGGUAAAGGAAUGGUUGAGAAUGUUUUGGAGGGAUGAAUUCCUAGUAUGGAAUCCGAUGGAAUACGACAACAUUACUGAGAUUAAGGUUCCGAGAAGUUUAAUUUGGCUUCCUGACGUGAUAAGAAUUGAUGUCCUGGAUCAAUCUCAACUUAUGGACGACGACCGUAGUUUUGUACUUGUGGAUCAUACAGGGUUCAUAAGACAUUCCGUGGAUCAUGUUGUCAAAGUAUAUUGCAAUUACAGAAUCACAAUGUUUCCGUUUGAUCACCAAAACUGCACAAUUCAUUACGAACCAUGGCAUUCUACCCUAAAGGAAGUUUUUAUCGAAGUGCAUCCCGAACCUGAUGUCAAUAAUUAUCGUCCUAGUAACGGUAACUCAUACCCAUCCUAA
This is a messenger RNA of Strongylus vulgaris, 561 nucleotides long. The record is from the annotation of a GenBank genome assembly. Lineage: Eukaryota; Metazoa; Nematoda; Chromadorea; Rhabditida; Strongylidae.